UAAUGAAUGGUCUUUUCAAUUAGUUUGAUCUCUCCAACUUCUUGCCCACAGCAUAUGUAGUAGAAGCUGGCCCGUUGUGCUCUAUUAUAGAUAAUGCUGUGAGAUCGGAAAGAGUGGGAGACCAGGAUCCAAGGAUUUAUAGUGUGUACAAUCAAAGCAAGGAUAGAAUUACCUAAUAAACCAAUUUAGUAGAUAAGAUAGCCAGAUUUGUUAAAGAGGAUGAGGAGAAAGAGGAAGAUCCAGAUCCAGAUCAAUCAGCUCAAGUUUAGACUAGAUACUUUAAUCUUGAUAGUAUUGAUGUACUCUCUAAAGGAGUAUGCAGAAGAUGCAAAAAAGUAAUUGGUAGUGAUAACCAAAGCCUGGCCAUUUUGAAAAAUGGUGUGUUGAAGACAUUGCUGAAUCUAAAGUGACUUGUCGAUUUUGUUUGGGAGAUCAUUAUUAUUUAAAAUGCCCUAAUAGUUUAUGCUUCAAGUGCAACCAAGCUGGACAUAUGGCAAAGGAUUGCGAUGUUGAGGGCUUCAAAUGCCAUAGAUGCAAUAAAAAGGGCCACAAAUCUAAGGAUUGUAAUGUUAUCAUUAUAGAUGAUGAGAAUGUAUUUGAAAAGGAUAAGCAAAGAUUGAAGGAUCUUUUAUGUAUAAAUUGUUAAGAGAGAGGACAUUUGAAUUGUUUUUCAAAAGGAUACAAAAAAUAUGAUUUACUUUAUUGUGAAGGGAAGGAAUAAAGAGAAAGAGAAAAAAUGAACAGAGUGGAUCAUUCUUAAAAGAAUAAACAUAAUCAUUAACAUCACUAUUAACAUAAUCAUGACCAUCAUCAUCAUCAUGAACAUUAAUAUAGAUAAAAGCAUUAAAAAAAUGAAUAUAGUCAGAGUAUGCCACAUAAAACCAAAAAAACAAUUUAAAAGCAUUAUUAGGAAGAUUCUCCUUCAUAAUAUUCAAUUUGGUCUGAAGAGUCUCCAAAUACCAAAAGGAUGAGUAAUAAAAAAUAAAGAAAUAAUAAGAAAAAAUAGAAAAAGUUUUAAAAAUAAUUUAAUUGA
Messenger RNA from Paramecium octaurelia, 1033 nucleotides. Lineage: Eukaryota; Ciliophora; Oligohymenophorea; Peniculida; Parameciidae. The record is from the annotation of a GenBank genome assembly.